Gadus morhua (Atlantic cod) is the source of this 1395-nucleotide messenger RNA. RefSeq names its product FXYD domain containing ion transport regulator 3 (gene fxyd3). Gene Ontology annotation, molecular function: sodium channel regulator activity. The transcript is spliced from 8 exons. Gene Ontology annotation, cellular component: membrane. The coding region runs from base 214 to 489 and encodes 91 amino acids. The record is from RefSeq and is a predicted model, not a curated record. Lineage: Eukaryota; Metazoa; Chordata; Actinopteri; Gadiformes; Gadidae. Gene Ontology annotation, biological process: regulation of sodium ion transmembrane transporter activity.
GCCCCCUUUCAGAAACGAGACUAACCUGUUGAGCGUCACGGUAAAAGGGUGUUGGCAUAUCCUCUUCACCGAGACGCCGAGAGGGAGUAGGCCUAUUUUCUUGUCCUACUAGUCAGUUGGUGUGUGUUGAAACACGCUAGAGAUUUCCCAAUUUGCUCCAAAGUUUACUGGAUCGCGGAUACUAAGCAUCCGAGAUAACGCCACUUCUUCAAGAUGUCUAAGAAGUCUACGAUUUCCGCAUUGGUUUUGAUGACACUUGUGUCCCUUGUUUUUGCUGAAGAAGUCAAUUCUGAACAUGAUCCCUUCACAUUCGACUACCAUAGACUCCGUGUUGGAGGACUGAUCCUGGCUGCUGUCCUUUGUCUCAUUGGCAUCACCAUUCUAUUCAGUGGCCACUGCAGGUGCAAGUUCAACCAGGACAAGAGGAGAAGGACAGGAAGCAAUGCUCAGCAGAUGCUCAAUGACCAAGGCCGCGCCAGUGAGUGCUAGAAGCUGAUGCCAGAGCCACGACCCUUGACCUUUUGCUGGACGUGAAACCAACGAGAUAACACAUAGGCUUUGAGAGUCCUGAGACGUUCAUAAUGGGCUGAGGUUGUAGCAACAAAAGGGUACCAGAAAUGGGGUCUUGAGCUACUGAUUGGCUGAUUACACACACACAUAAAGACAUGCAAAUACACCCACACACACACACACACACACACACACACACACACACACACACACACACACACACACACACACACACACACACACACACACACACACACACACACACACACACACACACACACACACACAAACACACACACACAUACACCUACACGUGCAACCAAACACCCACAAGCACAUCAAACAAUUAGAUAUUAGAUAUUACAAUAUUAUGCACAAACUAGUCCUGUGUCGAAUUCAUUCUCUUAUCGUGUCAAUAUUGUUCUAGCCUUGGUAAAAAAAAAAGAAAAAAGCCAUAUGCAUCCUAUAACAAAUUAGUAGAAAGUGGCUGCUCUGUUGUGUGCGUCGAUUAAUUAUAGUUCUGGUGACAUAUAUUGAGUAACUCAAAUGAGAACACAAAUCUUUACCAAAAAAUAUUAAUCUAAUGUAUAGUUGAGUCAAUAUUAUUUCAUGUCGGUCAACUCCACUGUUGUCAUAACUGCGCGAUAGAUAAUGGAAAGGCUCUAUUGUUUACCAUCCUAACGCUUUCCUAUGUGCAUAUGUUUUAAACAAAUACUCAUUGAAUAAUAAUGUGACUUCCUAAAAAAAUUGACUCUAAAAUGAAUCACAAUAAUCUACUGAUUUAUAUUUAUGCAAAAAAAAGCUUUACAGAGGAAUGUAUUGGAUUGCACUGUUCAGAGAUAUAGUGUGUCAAGUUUAUAUAAACCAAACAACUGUCAAAACCUC